Messenger RNA from Labrus bergylta (ballan wrasse), 4042 nucleotides. It is a transcript of the gene xpc, whose product is annotated as xeroderma pigmentosum, complementation group C. Gene Ontology annotation, biological process: mismatch repair; nucleotide-excision repair. Gene Ontology annotation, molecular function: damaged DNA binding; single-stranded DNA binding. The record is from RefSeq and is a predicted model, not a curated record. Lineage: Eukaryota; Metazoa; Chordata; Actinopteri; Labriformes; Labridae. Gene Ontology annotation, cellular component: XPC complex; nucleus; nucleotide-excision repair factor 2 complex.
CAACCGGGCUGCGUUGUCUCUUAUGAAAGCUGCGGAGUGAAAUGUUGGAUAACUGCUGUUUCCCUGCCCGCUUACAACCCUAAGUGGAAAGCUGAGUGACUUCUGCUCGUGUAGUUUUUACCAAAACACAUUUAAAGGAAGUAAUUUAAAAAACAGAACGAUAGAGGAUAGAUAGAAAGCCAACAUGGCAAAGAGGAAAGAGUGUGAAGUGACACAGACCGAUACAAAGAAACUGAAGGUGUUGAAGAACAGCGGAGCCAAAGCAAGAGCGAAGAAGGAAGACACAGGUAGUGACAUCACAGACAAAGAGGAGAAGCUCAAGAGAAAAGUUCAACCUAAACCUCGUUCCUCCGCAAAAAAAACUGCAGGGAACAACUCAUCGUCCACCACAUCCUCAACCACCGCCGCUGUCAGAACCAGUAAAUACUUCCAGUCACCUGUUAAGAAGGAGGACUCCGACAGUGACGACUUUGACAUGGUGACGUCAAGAGCACCUGCAUAUAAACACAAGAACGCCAAAAAAACAGAGAACAAGGAAGAAGAAGAAGAUGAGGAGGAGGACAGUGAGGAGAGCGGGGAUGAUUGGGAAGAAGUGGAAGAGCUGUCUGGGCCGCUGGGUCCAGUUGAACCUCCAGAACCGGUCCUGCCCUCUCAGCCUGUAGAGAUAGAGAUCGAGACUCCAGAAGUCAGGAAAAGGCAAAAGAGGCAGGCAGAGUUUGAGAAUUAUCUGAAGCGGAUGGUGAACCGGUUCAAGAAGGACCAGCUGAUAGACACGCACAAGGUCCACCUGAUGUGUCUGAUAGCCAGUGGGAUGUUCCGCAACCGUCUGUGCAGCGAACCGGACCUGCUGGCCAUCACUCUGUCGCUUCUGCCCCCUCACUACGCCAUGGUCGCCAAGGAGCGAAUCGACCAGAACUACCUCUCCGGACUACUCAAGUGGUUCAAAGCUACGUUCACUCUGAACCCCAGUCUUCCCUGUGAGGAGCGUCCUGACCCCUGGGCUCUGCUGGGGAGGCGGCUAGCCAGUCUGUCAGCCAAAAACCACCAGGAGAUGACUCAUCUGUUCCUGCUGGUCCUGAGGUCUCUGCAGCUCUUCUGCCGAUUGGUUCUUUCUCUGCAGCCGAUUCCUCUCAAAGCCCCAUCAGCCAAGAGCAAAGGGGAUAAAUCGCCUGCUAGUGCCCCAGGAAAAAGUGCAAAGAACACAGGCAAGGGGACCUCCAAGGCCAGCCCCUCCGAGUCAAAGGUAUCUACAGGCACCAAGAGACGAGCAGGUGGCGGUAAGACCAAAGAAGACAGAGGGGGAAAGAAAGCUAAGACGAAUAGAAUAAAGGAGGAGGAUGAGGAAAAGGCCAUCGUGUCAGCAGGGCAGAGGCCAAAGAACUCCAAGCGUCGCAGCAUCGCCUCAAAAGUCAGCUACAAGGAGGAAAGCAACAGUGAAGAGGAGAAGGAGGAGGGGGGGCUUAGUGAUGAGGAAUUCCAGGCAUCAAGUGAGGAGGACAGUGCAGAGUCAGAGAGUGGAGCUAAAUCGACAAAGAUUGGGAAAAGAAAUGUGUCCAACAGCAAGAAUACUCCAGCUUCUAAGAAAAAGAGUGGUGGAGGGAUUAACCAGGUAAAGGAAGAGGACAGGAAGUGGGAGAAUGAGGAGGAAGAUGAAGAAGAAAUAAAGAGCAACACAACAAAGCGAAGGAGUGGGAAAAAGAAGGAGGGGCCUGGAGCGGACGAGUGGUUGGAGGUUUUUCUGGACAAAACGUCCUCCUGGGUCUGCGUGGACGUGGAGCACGGUGUCGGGAUGCCUCAACUCUGCUCCCAGAAUGCAACAGCGCCUGUGACGUACGUGGUGUCAGUGGACAACAACGGGUUUGUAAAGGACCUGGGAAGGAAGUACGAUCCCACCUGGAUGACAUCGACCAGAAAGAGGCGGGUGGAUGAAGAGUGGUGGGAGCAAACACUGGAGCCCUUUGUGGGACCUGAGGACGAGAGGGACAGAAAGGAGGAGAAGGAGCUUCAGAACAGGCUGCUGAACAGACCUCUGCCCAUCUCAGUCGGAGAGUACAAGAACCACCCGCUGUACGCCUUACAGAGACACCUGCUGAAAUAUGAAGCUAUCUACCCGUCAUCAGCUACUGUGCUGGGAUACUGCAGGGGAGAGCCCGUGUACUCCAGGGAUUGUGUGCACACGCUCCACUCCAAAGACACGUGGCUGAAAGAAGCUCGGACGGUCAGACUCGGAGAAGAGCCGUUCAAGAUGGUGAGGGGCUUCUCCAAUCGUUCCCGUAAGGCCAGGAUGGCGUCUGAGCUGAAGGAAGAAAAAGACCUGCCUCUGUUUGGAGAGUGGCAGACUGAAGACUACCAGCCGCCUCUCGCUGUGGACGGGAAGGUUCCCCGUAACGACUACGGUAACGUCUACCUGUUUAAGCCCUGUAUGUUACCGGUGGGCUGUGUUCACGUGAGGCUCAACAAUCUGCACCGCGUGGCCAGGAAGCUGGACAUGGACGCCGCCCCUGCGGUCACAGGCUUUGACUUCCAUGGAGGAUACUCGCACGCUGUGACUGAUGGUUACAUUGUGUGUGAGGAGCAUGAGGAGAUUCUCAGAGCGGCCUGGGAAGAAGAUCAAGAGCUUCAGAAACAGAAGGAGAAAGAGAAGAGAGAAAAGAGGGCAACGUCCAACUGGACUCUGCUGGUGAAAGGGCUCCAGAUCAGAGAGAGGCUCAAGCAGCGCUACGGUAAAAAGAACCAGGGCCUGGCGUGCCUUGCUCAGGGAGAGGAGACGGGUGGGCUAUCAUCUGAUGAGGAGGAUGCGGCUGAAGAUGGAAGUCCAGGAGCUAAGACUGCUUCAGAGACACUGGCCAUGUCCUGGCCUCAGAACAGACAAGCAGAGGAGGACGGAGGGAGCAUCAGUGGACUGAAGAAGAAGACGACAACAAAACGAGAAAAGAGAGGACAGGAGAAGCACAUGUUCCCCUUUGAGAAAGUGUGAUUUCAGAAUUUCAAAACUACACCUCAGAUUGGUUGAUAUGAUCCAAUAUAGCAGACCUUUUGCUUUAACAGUAUAAAGCAGGCCUUGGAGAGAGACGAUGAACAAAAGGAAUAUUUUGUAUUUUGUAGUUUUCUGCAGAUUGAUCUAUUUCCUCCAGUGCUGAUCAUUCAUGAACUCAACUCUCCUCAAUUUCCUCAUCACUGUACAUAUUACCACUAGCUCUAUGCUGUGUUGUUAGUUGUUCUUGUAUGGUAGCUGAAUGGAAUUUAAGUACACAUGCCGAGACAUUGGGGUAAAACCUGCAAAACAUAACAAAUCAGUGUUAUCAUUGUGUAAGACUCUCAGCCCUCAUGCAAGUAUUCAUGUGCUUAAACAUUUUCAACACAGACUUGAAUUAAUGGCUAGUAGUGUGGCGAGUAUAAUGUGUUUAUAACCUGAGUCUAAAAAACACUACAAACACUGGCUGAUGAACAUUUUCUAUUUAGGUUGAAGUUGCUGAAAACUCUCAGAAGCUGUACUACCUCACCUACCUGCUUCUGUUGAGUUUCAUCAUCUCCACUGAGGCGAGUGUCCAAAAUCUCCCUCCACUUUCUAAAAGUGGUUUAACGGAGCUCUACUAAUGCUGCUGGCUCAAAUGUUUGGCAUGAAACCCGACAAUGAAAACAUUCACUUGUUUGUUGUGUUCAAGUGACCUCGUGUUGCCCUUCUCUUGAGGUUGAAAAAUGGAAGGAUCAUCGAAACUGUUAAAUGAUUUCUUAUCCAUCUCUCACUCCGUCUCUUCUCACAAACACUGUACUUCCCCCUUUUCCUUGUUAGGCUGCUAAAUCCCCGGAGAGUUUCUGUGUUUCUGUGUUUCACAUUCAGGCACUUGAUCUCACACUCAUCUCUUUCCACACUUUCGUCACUCUUUCACACCUUGUGUAUGUAAGUGUCUUCCCACGCAGCAGACGAUGGCUGCAUUUAAAAUAGGAAAUCAGUUUUUGUACAGAAAAAGUAUUUUUGCAAGAAAUGUUUAAAUAUCAGUAAAAAAAGUCAAACAACCAGUAUAAAUGUUUUUAUACCCUA